AUGUGCUCCCUUAUGGGCAAUUUUUUUAUCAGCGAGGGCAAGCAGGGCAAUGUUCUCAGAGUGCGCGCCAAGGGUCGCGAGUCCAUUGUUGAUAUUAUAACAAUAAUUCAAAGCAUUCUCCACAGACACUUCUAUGAAGAGGAUCGUACUGUUGCUUUAGGUGGUGUUCUUCAGAUGAGGAAUGGACGAGUGGCACAAAACGUUAUGCCGGAACAAUAUCCGCCGCGGGUGUCAUCAUUUAUCGAUCUCGCUAGAUGGUUUAAAUGUCACGACCUACAACUUAAAUCAGAUCUGAUAGCUGUUGGUACAGUUAUUAACACCGAACCGGAUAUUUUGUAUGAGGAACAGCGUUACGAUUCUCCUCUGCCGAGAAGGCACCAUCAGUUCCAUAGUUUUUCCACUGACGGAGUAGGCGGCCAAACGAUAACUAAAUUACCCGGAUCCGAGUAA
Temnothorax curvispinosus is the source of this 450-nucleotide messenger RNA. RefSeq names its product ester hydrolase C11orf54 homolog. The record is from RefSeq and is a predicted model, not a curated record. NCBI's taxonomy places the organism in Eukaryota, Metazoa, Arthropoda, Insecta, Hymenoptera, Formicidae. The transcript is spliced from 4 exons. Gene Ontology annotation, cellular component: nucleus. Gene Ontology annotation, molecular function: zinc ion binding; hydrolase activity, acting on ester bonds. Bases 1 to 450 code for a protein of 149 amino acids.